Molecule: messenger RNA, 1276 nt
Organism: Olea europaea var. sylvestris
Lineage: Eukaryota; Viridiplantae; Streptophyta; Magnoliopsida; Lamiales; Oleaceae
Product: plastidial lipoyltransferase 2-like
Exons: 4
Coding region: 138-1070 (310 amino acids)
Biological process (GO): protein lipoylation
Cellular component (GO): mitochondrion
Molecular function (GO): lipoyl(octanoyl) transferase activity
Source: RefSeq, a predicted model, not a curated record
GGUUGCAUCGCCAUCCCCAAUUGUCAAAAUACACAACAUAUACAUUUUUCCCUAUUCCUGCCCACGCUAAAAUCUUCCACUGCCGCCGCUCCUCUUCCAAAUUACUUGUCCCAAAUAUAAAGCUUUAAUCUUGAAAUAUGGCUUUCUUGCUGAAUCCCAGUUUUAACCCAACUCCAAAAUGCUUACCUCAUAACCCACAAAAUAUUUCGCAAAGAUUUUGCCCUUGUCUCAUCAAUUCAACAAUCUCAAUGACCCAUGUACACAGAAGAAGGUGUGAUUGCUACGAUUUGCACAAAGAGCUGGUUCCGUAUGUAGAGGCAUGGUCUUGGCAAAAUUCAAUUGUUCAAGAGAGAAAAACAUUAAGUGAAAGGAAUGAAGAUUUUGCUGAUUCUCUUAUUGUUCUGCAACACCAGCCUGUUUAUACAUUGGGCUCUGGCAGUUCAGAAGAGUACUUGAAGUUUGAUGUAGAGAAAGCUCCUUUGAAUGUAUAUCGGACUGAACGUGGUGGAGAAGUUACAUAUCAUGGCCCUGGUCAGCUUGUUAUGUACCCUAUUAUCAAUCUCCGAUAUCACAAGAUGGAUCUCCAUUGGUAUCUCAGGGCACUUGAAGAGGUGGUUAUCCGUGUUCUCUCCUCAACAUUUGCUAUUAAAGCUUCACGAAUCGAGGGCUUGACUGGUGUUUGGGUUGGAGACCAAAAAUUAGCAGCCAUUGGUAUAAGAGUAUCACGAUGGAUAACAUAUCAUGGCUUGGCAUUGAACGUCAACCCAGAUUUGUCACCCUUUCAAAAGAUAGUUCCGUGUGGGAUUCGAGAUCGUCGAGUUGGGAGCAUAAAGGAGCUGCUAAGAUUAACUUUCCCAUCUAACAGUUGCAGUCUAGAGAAUAAUAAUCACGUCAAUGAUUAUGAGUUGAUUGAGAUUACACAUGAAUCAUUGAUUAGGGAGUUCUGUGAAGUUUUUCAAGCUGAACUGCAGUAUAAACAUACUCUUCGUGGCAUUUCUGAAGGACAAAAUCGUGAUCUAUCUUACUGGAAAUCAAAAGCAAAAGAUCCACAUCGAAUUUACAAAGCGUGAAUUGCUAAACACGGGUUCAUAAGAGUAACGCAAUCUCAAGAGAAAACGUAAGAACAAGGAGUCUACCAAAACUAAUGAAGCCUGUUGUAGUUGUAAAUCUAUUUGCUUUUGAUCUUUCUGUAGGUCUAGUUCUUAUUCAUGAUGUAUCUUACUUAUGAAAUUGAAAUAUGAAUGAAUUUAUGUUGCUGUCUUGCAAUUCUUGAUGA